CACUCUCCAUCUUGCUCUCAGUCCUAGCCCAACCACUCCUGGUUCUGCUGCAUCUCUCACUCCCAGGCUUGGACACCUCUACCAGUAAACACAAUGGGGGCAAAAUUGAGUAAGAAGAAGAAGGGGUAUUGCCUUGGUGCUGGCAAAGAUGGAGAGUCUACAGAAACGACAGAGGUUGAACAGAAGGAAACGGAGACUCAGGCGGGACAAAAAGAUGCAGCAGAACCAAAUGGAGAAAAAAAACCUACUGACCAAACGCCGAAUGGUGCAAGUGAUGAGCAAAAAGCCCAAGCAGAAAAUACCAGCACUGAGGUUCCAUCUGGUGAAACGACCAAAGACGAUUCGAAUAAAGACCAAAAGUCUGAAAGCAAACCUAGCACUGAAGAAACUAAGGAGCUUAACCAAGAGCAAGAACCUAUUAAGAGCCCAGAUACAACUCAGCAGACGGCACUGGAAGGUGGUAAAGAAGUGAAUAGUCAACCUCAGCAAAAACCACCCACUGACCACGACAAGCAAAAAGAGUCAGAGGCUAAAGAUGAACCAGUUAAGGAACCUGAGACGGUAAAGGAACAAACUUCAGAGCCUGAACAGCAAAACCAAACUGUGACCAAACCCUCUGCUCCUGUACCGGAACCAAAAGAGGUGGCAAAGUCGAUACCUGAUCCUGAGACUAAGGUUGAAGUAGAAAAGAUGGAGAAAGAACAAACUCCAGUGACAACAUCAGAACAUGUUUCUGAGCAAGCGAUGAAGCCAGUAUCAGAUUCUUUGGCGGGUCAAGAAAAACUUCCUGAGCCAACGGAGCAAUUGGUCACAGAGGCUACUUCAGUAGAUCCUGUAGUGCAGAAGCCACUUGCUCCACCCGAAGCUGAGCUGUCGGAGCCUGCCAACAAGGUAGUGGAGCCAGAGCCUGCCAACAAGGUAGUGGAGCCAGAGCCUGCCAACAAGGUAGUGGAGCCAGAGCCUGCCAACAAGGUAGUGGAACCAGAGCCUACUGAAGUCUCCUUACCAGAAACUGUACCAGCUACAGAUUUGGUAAAGCCUGAACCUGAUCUUGCACCAGAACCUGUAACUAAGCCUGUGCCAGUGAUGGAGUCUGUGGCGUCAAAGGUUUCUGAACAGCCUGUAGCACCAGUCCCAAAGGUUGAGAUUGUAGAACCUGAGGUAAAUCCGGAACUGGUGCCUUGUCCUGAGCCUGAACAAGUAAGUGAAAUUAGGCAAGAGAAAAACUCUUUACCUGAACUCCCACCAUCAAAUGAAGUGCCUAACUUUACCACAGAAGUUGUUGAAAAUGCUAAGAAUCGUGAACUGGACACAGAAUCUCUAGAGACCCAGGCAGCUCCUUCAGAAUCUGCACCCGCACAGCAGCCAUCGGACGAGAAAAUCAAUGAUCAGGGUGCUACCGUUGCGGAAAAUGGCCCUUCUGAGCAGGAUGUCGGAAACUUGGAGGUAAAUAAAGUCCAGGACACUAUCUCCACAGAGCAGGACGUAGCGGAUAAGGAAAUGCACAAUGAAGUUAAGGGCGAAGAAAGCAUCUCGGAUAAACCAACAGAUCAAGACAGUCUACAGAAGGAGAAAGAUUGUAAAGCUGCAGAAGAGGUUGCUUUGGACACAUCAAAGAAUGAGAAUGACCAAGCCAUCUCUGAAGAUGCUACAGUCCAUGAUGCAACUCAAGAGAAAAAAUCUGAAGAUAAAGCUGAAAACCACGAAAUGCCUGCUGAAUUAUCUAACGAGCCAUCUGCGCCUCUCAUCGUCGACAAGCAUGGUGUCGGUAAUGGCUUGCCUCUGAAAGAAGACGUAAAGGUACAUCUAGAGAAUGGAUGUGACAAGGACCUUCAUGAGCUUAAUGGCCAAGGUGGAGGUCACGAAAUUGAAGUAAGCAAUGAAUAAAAGCAUGAGUUUCUAUUCCUGGUUUCAGGAUGAAAUGAUGCAAGACACCCCCACUCUGGUGAACUGUAUACAUUGUCUGUGACCAAAUCUUUCAUGAGAAUUUUUAGAAUUUGGAAGCGAAAUAAAGUAAUCCCCCCCCCCCCCCCCAACUCUUUUAUUAGUGACUCAAUCCAUACGAU
Bufo bufo (common toad) is the source of this 2066-nucleotide messenger RNA. Its product is annotated as cell surface glycoprotein 1-like. NCBI's taxonomy places the organism in Eukaryota, Metazoa, Chordata, Amphibia, Anura, Bufonidae. The coding region runs from base 94 to 1887 and encodes 597 amino acids. The transcript is spliced from 2 exons. The record is from RefSeq and is a predicted model, not a curated record.